CAUUUCAGUUGGUGAAGUCAUCUAAAUUGGUUGACGAAACAAAAAAUGGCACAACUCAAGUAUAAAAUCGCUAUUAGUCUUUUCAUCCUAAUUUGUUCCACAAAUUAUGUAACAAUCGCCCUGUAUGGUUGUAACAAGUACAUACUCGGUGUUCUACAACUUCGUGUCAGUUACGUGUGCGGCAACUUAGAAUUAUUAGACAUUCAACGGCAUCUAACGAAACAGUUGAAGGAAUCCAAUGAAACAAAACCGAUAAAUUUGAUGUUAUCUAAAAUUGUAUUGCCCGAUUCUUUCAAUGGUGAACUGCCCAAGGAUUGGUUCAACACAAAUAUAUCGGUGAGAUACCUUCAUUUGCGGUAUUUAAAUAUAAAGAAAAUUGGAGCGGAUGCAUUUGAAUCGGAGAAGUUUGAAAAAUUGAGAGAACUUGUGAUUUCUGACAUCCCAGCCAUAUCUUUUGUAAGCAGUUCUUUCCGCGGAUUAAGCAAUCUGUGGAAACUUGUUUUGAUCAACAUACAAACGUUUCACUUUGAAGAAAAUGUGCUUGCACCAGUGGCGAAUUUGCAAAAUUUGAUAAUCAAUUGCAGAAGCAACGAACCAUUGUGGCUUGAUAAUCUGUUGGGCACCGUCAAAAUGGACCAAUUGGUUCAAGUGCGAAUAAGCCAUUGCAAUUUGAAUGAAACAAUUACCGAAACGACUUUCUCUGGCCUGCAAAGUGUUAUUGAAUUGAAUUUAAAUCAUAAUAACAUUGAACGCUUGGGUGAGCGAUCGCUGGAUGUUGUUCUACAGUCAACGCAUUAUUUACACUUGUCAGUUAAUAAGUUGACCGCAUUGCCCAUCGAAUUAUUUGAAAACCGGCGAGAUCAUCUACUUCAAGUCACUGUCUCUCGAAAUCCAUGGCAUUGCGAUUCUAAUAUGGAAAAAUUACACCGAUUUAUCCAUUCAGAUUCAACAAUUCAUUUUGGUCCAAUGGUGUGCAAAACACCACCAGAAUGCGAAGGUUUUCAUGUUGAGAAAUCUGCUUCAUUUUGCGGCAAGAAUGAAGAGAAAGUGAUGCUAGCGGAAGAAGAGAUAGCCGAAGAGAGAGAGGUGCAAAAUGUAGCGACAACGGUAUCAGUUUUGUCAAUAGCGUUACCACCGUCAGAAGUAGAAGAAAUAUGGUUUUCGGAAAAUGAAGAGAGAGACUUCUUGGAAAUAGUAACUAGUUCACCAGAUUCUUCUGUCUCGGUAACAGAAGCUGAUGACCUUAUCCAGUGUAAUUACCAGAAUAAAAAGCUAACCUUGUUAAAACGAUCUCUGAAAAAGUUUCCCUCAAUUUGCCGAAGUAAUGACGAGAUGGAAGUUGAUGCUGUAAAAGCUUCCACCGACUAUCAACUUGUGGCAAUCGCGGAAACCCCAAGACGCAGAAUUUUGAGUUGCUUGACAAGUGUCAACAUUGGUGAGAAGAAAAUGGUUAAUUUGAAUGAAAAUUUGAAAUCGAUCGGCAUGUAUAGAUUUUGUUGGAUGGAAAAAGGCAACAACACCAUAGCACCAUGGGACUGCUUUGUUUUCCAUUUCAAAUUGGACGAUGUAGAAGACGCAUGGCUAUUGGUAGAACAUAAACCAAUUGCUGUUGCCAUAUUCAUAUUGAUCGCAGUUUUGGGACUUCUAAUUGGAAUUUUGCAAGCAAUUUUACUGACCAAACUAUUUUCCCAGCAAAAGGUGGAUAGAAAACAGACUUUGAAGAGAACUUUUUGCAAAAUGUCAAUGACAAAGAAGCGCCGUGUUCGUUUUCGAUCCAUUACGAACACACAUGUAAUCGACUGAAAGGCUUUUACAACAACAAAAGCUUUUUAUAUUUCUUCUAUAUUUCACAGGAAAUCAUAUUCAAUUUCAUUUAUGAGACACUCUUACGCCUACAUUGAGUGUGCAGAAAAACAAUAUUGAUUAAUUAGGAUUUGGUUUAUGACGUAAAUGUAACAAAUAAUAAUGAUUGAAAUAAAAAGCGUUUCAAUCAG
Molecule: messenger RNA, 1994 nt
Organism: Sitodiplosis mosellana (orange wheat blossom midge)
Lineage: Eukaryota; Metazoa; Arthropoda; Insecta; Diptera; Cecidomyiidae
Exons: 2
Coding region: 46-1803 (585 amino acids)
Cellular component (GO): plasma membrane
Source: RefSeq, a predicted model, not a curated record